Paramuricea clavata is the source of this 2669-nucleotide messenger RNA. Lineage: Eukaryota; Metazoa; Cnidaria; Anthozoa; Malacalcyonacea; Plexauridae. The record is from the annotation of a GenBank genome assembly.
CGUGGACGGCCAAAAGAUGAGAUAGGGUUUGUGCGUAUAAAGUUAAAGAAGGACGUUCACGAAAUGUGGCUUGCAAGGAAAGAAUCUAUGGGCUUUUCUUCGAAAACACACAGUGAUUUUGCCCGACACUUGUUGUUGGAUUUUUCUGAAGAUCUGACAAAGCAACCAGUGGAAUCUCCAAGCCGUGGUAAGAAGAGCUUAUUAUUGAUAUCGACUCAAUUGUAAUUGCUAAAUUCCGAAUUAUAUUCAAGUUCAAUUAAUUUAACACAAGUUUGAUCCUUUUUUAGAUAAAUCCAUACCAUUUGUGGCUGCAUCGACACCAAUUGGAAAAGGCAUACCUGUAGAUAUGCCAAAUUUAUGUCUAACACCAAUUGUUGAUCAGAGGGACAAUAUGCAAGUCAAAAUAACAAAUUAAAGAAAAUAAAUAUUGUGUCUUGGAGUGUUUCACCACGCAAACAUGUAUACUUUGAUAAUAGGUUAGCCUUGCCUUUCCACUAACUGUGGUUAAUAGGCAAAUUGCCUAUUGGUGAAUGUUUUAUAAAGGUAUUGUAGUCCAAAAAUACUUCCUAAUUUGAAUUUGAUUUAUAUUGAUAUUGUGUACUUUAUUAUAGAGCCACGAGUGUUGCAUCAACAUCAAUGCUAGACAAAAGUAGAGUAGAAAGCAUUUCAAUAUCGGAGAACCCAGAAUUUGUACUCUAUGCAGAUGACCCAGGAUUUGACAGCGAUACAUCAAGUUGUGAACAUGGUAGCAAGUCAAGGUAAACAUCAUUUGGGCUUAAAUUUAUUAUCAUAAAAUUUACUCCCUGAACAGCUGAAUAACUUUGAAUGAUAGAUGUUACUAAACUGUGGUUAAUAUUUAUUGGAAUGUAUAUGAUACAGUACUGUAUCUACUACUAUGACUAUGUAUACCAACCUUUUAAAAUACGCAAUACAUAAUAUUUCAAGAACAUUUUAUUAAGUGCAACUCAGUAUUAAAUGUAGUAUCAUUUUUUAACAGUUCAUCCAGAAGUACAUCAGAUAAUGAAACAGAUGUUCAUUUUCUUGAAGGGUAAGGACAAAAAAUCUACCUUAGUUAUAACCUUGCAUUUAUGAAUGCCAGUAGAUAUAAGUGCUUGUAUCUACAGUUCACGCAUAAAUCGAUAUAAUGCAAAAGUUAUUUUAGUUAUCUUGUUUAUGACUGAUCGAGCAACAAUGUGUUGUGAAUACACUUUUAGGAAGCAACUCAACAAGCUAUAUGGUAAUAGUAUAGUUGUUGAUUUGCAGAUUUUUUUAUAUUUUGUGGGUUUUUAAAGCUCAUUAUAUUAUAGGUUUCUCCUUUCUUUAAGAAUUUAUGUACUUGAUAUAAAGUUUGCAAAAGAAAAUCAUAUAUUAUUAUUUAUGUAGAUUCUCGGAUGAGUAUGACCCCGAAGAAACACUAAGUGCCAGUGAAGAUGAAGAUGUCGUGGAUCGGACAAAGUGGGAAGAGGAUAUGGAUAUCAGCAAUGUGGAGGACCCUCCUACAAGUGAUGGCCCCACAAAACCAGAGUCACUUGAACAAAGAAAUGAAAGGUUGGCACAAGAAAUGAAAAAUGCAUUUAGUGUGCUAAAAGGAUUGGGAAACAAUAGUGACUUGUUUGGUAAACAUUUUAAACGAGAUCGUGUCAUUGUUGAUGUGCCAUUAUUGCUGGAAACAUUCAACAAAGGCUGCCAGCAUUUAUCCUGUCCUGGAGCAAGUAAAAUACAAAACUCCAAAAUGGAAGGUGGUGUUUUAACUGUUUCCUGGGAGUGCUCCAAAGGCCAUAUUGGAUAUUGGAGAUCCUCCAAUGUCCUGUGUCAGAAAAACGGACGUGAUGUUUAUACCAACUCCUUAUUAAUGGCAGCUGGUGUUUUCAUUUCCGGAAAUAAUUUUGACAAGUUGUCUUUAUUUAAUGACUUUUUUGGACUUGGUUUUAUUUCUAAAACCACUUAUAAUAGGAUGCAAACACACUUUGUAAUUCCUGAAAUUACACGAUAUUGGGAGCAGAUGAAGAAUGAGAUAUGGGAUAACCUGUCGGAUGAAUCUGUCAUCUUGUGUGGUGAUGGGCGGAAUGAUUCCCCAUGGCACAGUGCCAAAUACUGUAUGUAUGCAAUUAUGGAACAACAUCUGGACCUGAUAGUGGAUGUGAAGGUAUUUGACAAGCGUCAAACGAAAGGAAUAUCCACAAGUAUGGAAGUCUUUGGACUCAAGACCAUUUUAGAAAGAAUGGUUGGCAAAAUUAUUAUUUCUGAAGUGGUCACAGAUGCAUCAGCUGCCAUCAUUGCAUUGGUUCGUAAGAUGAAAGGUAAUGAAUGCUUAAAAUUUUAAGUAUAAACAUGGAUAAGUUUGUUUUCAGGGGGGAGUGAUGUUACUUUUUAACGAAUGAGUUUUCAAGACCUUACACAAUCAACAAUACAAACAUUAAGUUGUCAGCGGAAUUACUUUUAUGUUUGUGCUGUUUGCUUCAUUUCAUUUGUUCCUUAAUUGACAUGGUCUAUUCAUCAACUCAGUUAUUGUUACGAUUCCCAUGCAGGUUUUGUAGAAUUAGGUCUACAUGUUGUGUGCACUCUAGUCCUAGGCCUGGUAUUGGCUUUUGCCGUAAAGAUUUGCAUCCAUCACAGUGAGAUGUUAAUGUUAGAAAAUAAUUUUUCUUUGCAGAGAAACAUCCAGAAGA